GCGCGUGUGUGUAAAGAUACACGGCUUUGACGGCUAUAUCAAUCAAGGCCGUAUAAGAGAUAUCAAUCAUGAAAUCCCUUAAAUCCCUAACGGCAGGCCGCGGGGAGCGAUUCUCGGAAUAUCUUCUCUGUAAUGGUGUAAGGGUUUUAUUUUUCAUUUGAGUACUAAAAUUAAAUCAUGGCCCUCCCUGAUGAGAUUUCCCAAGCAAUUGGGAUCCAGGGAAUGGGAAAUGCUGCAUCAGUGUUAAGCAGACCUGCUGAAGAAUUCGGAAAUGAUGCAUCACUGGAGGCUGCUUGGGCUGUAAAAGCUUCAGAGCAUGCUGAUGUUUACUUCAAUAUAGUGUGUUCUGUGUCACCAAGACUGCUGCGCCUGACUCCUCACGAUGAAGAGAUAUACACUCUGUUCAGGAAGCAAUUCCCAGACCUCACUGUGCAGCUUCUCACUGAGGAUCUCAUCAAGAAUGAAGAAGCCAAGAAGGAGUGGCGCGAGUUCUGCAACACGUUCGAGGGCAAGGUGGAGGACUUCAGCUUUGCCACGCUGCUCCGGCUGGACAGCGGCGACGAGUACUCGCAGUCGAACACGGUGGUGGUGCCGCGCGUCCAGUUCUACGCCAUCGAGCUGGCGCGCAACCGCGAGGGUCACAACGACCAGCUCAAGGACAAGUUCAAGCCGCAGCCGCGCACCAAGGCCCGGUAGUCGAGUGGUCGGACGCGGGCUGAGGACACGGCUGGACACAGUGCUGGUGGUGCAGUGCUCUGCGGACAUAGUGCCGCGAAAAGUGGGAACGUGACUAAGACUCGACAUUGAGGUGUCCUUGUGUACGGGAAGGAUCGAUUCUAUCUGUCUGGACACUGGAUCUGCUCCGUUGUGGGCGCAGUCUAUUCGGUCUGUUUACAUUGCGGUUGGUUUCAAGAUCGAACUUUGACUUCAUUGGGUAGUGCUCGUAGCCUUCCGUGGAGGGUUUUGUAAAGAGACGUCUGCAUUUUGACACGCCUUUUUCACAAGGGCAUGGGAGCUUGCGGAUGCCACCGUGCGUAACACAUGCAUCUAAAUGUUGCUCGAGGAAGGCGAUUUAGUUCAGCUUUGCGGCAUUAAUCCGAUUUACCCUCCCCAGGUCAGAGUGGAUGAAGCUCCACAAAGUAUAUCCAUCUUUGCAAACAAUAUUGUUUUAUCCCAGGUCAGAGUGGAUGAAGCUCCGCAAAAUAUACCCAUCUUUGCAAACAA
This is a messenger RNA of Amphibalanus amphitrite, 1224 nucleotides long. Its product is annotated as protein PBDC1-like. Gene Ontology annotation, cellular component: cytoplasm. The record is from RefSeq and is a predicted model, not a curated record. Bases 178 to 696 code for a protein of 172 amino acids. The transcript has 5 exons. NCBI's taxonomy places the organism in Eukaryota, Metazoa, Arthropoda, Thecostraca, Balanomorpha, Balanidae.